GAAAAGGGGGCGGGGACGGCGCGGACGUGGCUGGAGAAUGGGCCUCCCUGACCCCGCGGAGAAGUGAACGAGUCGAGGACGCGUCGGCAAGUACCUCAAAGAAAUGGUGGGGUCUAGAGAGUCAGGCGGAGUAAGCUGCAAGGAAACAGCCUCUCAGCCCCAUUUCGUGCUCUCGGGUUUGCGGAGCUGUGUCUGGUCGCCGCCGGGCGCCCAUGGGAAGUGCUGACGAGUAUCGCUGUUCACGCUUGCUGCACUUUGAACUCUUGCGAUAAUCAGCCAACAAUAGCAUUUGUGUAAACUCACACCUAAAGAAGAAAGAAAAUGGCCUGUGCUGAGUUUUCUUUUCAUAUGCCAAGUCUAGAGGAACUUGCUGGAGUUUUGCAGAAGGGACUAAAAACUAACUUUGCUGAUGUCCAGGUGUCUGUAGUUGAUUGCCCUGAUUUGACUAAGGAGCCAUUUACCUUUCCUGUAAAAGGCAUCUGUGGUAAAACUAGAAUUGCAGAAGUAGGCGGUGUGCCUUAUUUAUUGCCUCUUAUAAACCGUGAAAAAGUUUACGAUCUGAAUAAGAUUGCCAAAGAAAUUAAACUGCCUGGAGCUUUCAUUCUUGGAGCAGGGGCAGGCCCAUUUCAGACUCUUGGGUUCAAUUCUGAGUUCAUGGCAGUCAUUCAAACAGAGAGUGAAAACAAACCUCCUGUGAACGGAAGUUACUUUGCGCAUAUUAACCCUGCCGAUGGAGGGUGCCUAUUAGAGAAAUACAGUGAAAAACAUCGUGAUUUUGGGUGUGCAUUACUGGCUAAUCUUUUUGCCAGUGAGGGCCAACCAGGCAAGGUCAUUGAGGUGAAAGCCAAAAGAAGAACUGGACAACUUAACUUUGUGACUUGCAUGAGACAGACACUGGGGAACCAUUAUGGAGAUAAGCCUGUAGGCAUGGGAGGUACUUUCAUAGUUCAGAAGGGAAAAGUGAAGACUCAUAUUAUGCCCCCAGAAUUUUCUUCCUGUCCCCUGAACACUGAUGAAGAGGUGAAUAAAUGGUUACAUUUUUAUGAAAUGAAGGCUCCUUUGGUUUGUCUGCCAGUGUUUGUCUCCAGAGACCCAGGGUUCGACUUGCGACUGGAGCACACUCAUUUUUUCAGUCAUCACGGAGAAGGUGGACACUACCAUUAUGACACUACCCCAGAAACAGUGGAGUAUCUUGGAUACUUUCUACCUGCAGAGCUUCUCUAUCGAAUUGAUCAGCCAAAAGAGACCCAUUUAAUUGGGCGAGAUUAGAGCCAAUUACUCAUUAGAAGAAAUAAUUAAAGUUAAUUAACUCAUUAAUUGAUACUAAUAUAAAAUCUAAUGAAGUGAUAUCAUUACUUAAACCUCAUUUUUUAAAUGAAAGGGAUAUUGAUAUAUUCUAUAUUAUUUUAUAUAUCUGUCUGAAAGAGAUUAUU
Messenger RNA from Tupaia belangeri chinensis (Chinese tree shrew), 1433 nucleotides. It is a transcript of the gene BKGD, whose product is annotated as beta-keto-L-gulonate decarboxylase. Bases 322 to 1269 code for a protein of 315 amino acids. Gene Ontology annotation, molecular function: zinc ion binding; hydrolase activity, acting on ester bonds. NCBI's taxonomy places the organism in Eukaryota, Metazoa, Chordata, Mammalia, Scandentia, Tupaiidae. The transcript has 9 exons. The record is from RefSeq and is a predicted model, not a curated record. Gene Ontology annotation, cellular component: nucleus.